GAGCCUUGAGUCCCCCGCCCGCUGAGGAGAUGGAUGAGGACGGGCUUCCUCUCAUGGGGUCAGGCAUAGACCUGACCAAGGUGCCAGCUAUUCAACAGAAAAGAAUGGUGGCAUUUCUAAACCAGUUUGUGGUGCACACUGUACAGUUCCUCAACCGCUUUUCUACAGUUUGUGAGGAGAAACUGGCAGACCUUUCUCUUCGUAUCCAGCAAAUUGAAACAACUCUCAAUAUUUUGGAUGCAAAGUUGUCAUCUAUCCCAGGCCUAGAAGAUGUGACAUUUGAAGUAUCACCUAUAAGUGUCACUGGUGUCACAAAAGAAUCACAUUCUGAAACCACUUCAGAGAAAUCACAACAGAACAGUUUACAAGACUCUGGACCACAGGAAAGUGAAGUAACAACAGAAAAUAUCUUAACUGUAGCCAAGGAUCCAAGAUAUGCCAGAUAUCUCAAAAUGGUUCAAGUGGGUGUUCCAGUGAUGGCAAUAAGAAACAAAAUGAUAUCAGAAGGACUAGACCCAGAUCUUCUUGAAAGGCCAGAUGCUCCAGUGCCUGAUGGUGAAGGUGAAAAAAUUACAGAAGAAAGUUCAGACAGUGAAUCUUCUUUUAGUGACUAAGCUUAAUUUUGAUAACAGUUACAUAUACAUGUGUAGGUAUACAUUUACAUUCUAUAAGAAAGAGAACCUGACCUUGAACUUUUAGUCAUAAAAACAUCAAAUGACCAUAUAUCCACCACCAAACUUCCUCUAUGUUAAAAUAAAGAAAGAAAGAAAGAACUUAUAACCUGGCAUUAUGUCUUGUUACCAAAAAACAGGGCUGUGACUGAAAAAUAGAAUAACUUACAUAAAGUCCUAUAAGUGCUACAAAUACUAAGAUGGGCUAUUUUGGGGAUGCAGUGAGCAUUAAAAAUGAACCCAAUGUGAGUUGCCAAUCAAAAAUAGACUCAGUGUUUCUGUGAAAUGUGUAAACCUGGCGAUUCACAGACCUGUACUCCUGGGGAUAAAAAUACAUUAUAUGUUUAU
Molecule: messenger RNA, 1019 nt
Organism: Lutra lutra (Eurasian river otter)
Lineage: Eukaryota; Metazoa; Chordata; Mammalia; Carnivora; Mustelidae
Product: WASH complex subunit 3-like
Exons: 1
Coding region: 30-614 (194 amino acids)
Biological process (GO): actin filament polymerization; exocytosis
Cellular component (GO): WASH complex
Source: RefSeq, a predicted model, not a curated record